This is a messenger RNA of Cololabis saira (Pacific saury), 1154 nucleotides long. It is a transcript of the gene srr, whose product is annotated as serine racemase. Lineage: Eukaryota; Metazoa; Chordata; Actinopteri; Beloniformes; Belonidae. Gene Ontology annotation, biological process: L-serine catabolic process; L-threonine catabolic process. Gene Ontology annotation, molecular function: threonine deaminase activity; L-serine ammonia-lyase activity. The record is from RefSeq and is a predicted model, not a curated record. Bases 71 to 1093 code for a protein of 340 amino acids. The transcript is spliced from 7 exons.
CGGCACGGAGUCUGCUGCUUUUUCUCUCUCAUUGUGAAGUUUUCAACGUGGGAAAAGUGGCCGGGUAUCCAUGGCAGCCGGAGCGCCCUCGGUUCGGUCUCCACGGCGCGCAGGGGGCUGCAUGGCUGAGGUGUCUGCAGACGGCAUCACCCUGGAUCUCUUGAAAGAAGCCAGGGAGACGGUGAGGAGCAGCCCCCUGGGUGUCCUGGACACCCCCAUGAUCUCCUGGUGCCAGACCGCCCUGCCCCUGAGCAUCAGCUGCAACAUCCACAUCAAGCUGGAAAACAUGCAGCGAACCGGCUCUUUUAAGAUCAGGGGAGUGGCCAAUCAGUUCGCCAGGAGACCAAGGGGAGGCCACUUUGUCACCAUGUCUGCGGGGAACUAUGGGAAAUCUUUCGCCUACGCCUCAAAACACUAUGGGUCAAAGGGGAAGGUGGUGAUGCCGGAAACUGCCCCGGAGUCCAGGUCCGCCCUCAUAAAGAGUUUUGGAGUAGAGGUGGAGCGAGUUCCUACGUCCUGCCUGAUGAACGUGGUGAACCGCUGUGUGCAGGAGGAAAACAUGACCUUCCUGCACUCCUUCGAUGAUGCAGAUCUAAUAGCCGGACAUGCAAGCCUGGGCUUGGAGGUGCUGGAGGCGGUGCCGGAGCCCGACGUGGUGGUGGUGUGCUGCGGUGGAGGCGGGCUGCUGGCCGGAGUCGCUGCUGCCAUCAAACUGUCAGGCUGUGACCAGACCAAGAUCUACGGCGUGGAACCAGAUGGAGCAUGCACCAUGUACAAAAGCUUCAUUGAGAAGAAAGCAGUGGGGAUGGACGCCAAGAGCAUCGCCUCAGGUCUUGCUCCUCCUUUUGCAGGCGAGCUGCCCUACGAGCUGUGCCGGCGUUUUGUGGAGGGGAUCGUCCUGGUGAGCGACGAGGAAAUCAAGGCAGCGGUGGCCACGCUCUACAGAGCUGGACUCGUGGUGGAGCCUUCAGGUUCUGCCGCCUUUGCUGCCGUCGUGAACCAGAAGAUACCCAACCUGGAGGGGAAGAACGUUGUGUGCAUCCUCAGCGGAGGCAACAUCGGAAAAGACGAGCUCGCCCAUUUUCCAGACUAAAAAAACAACAUGCAGCGGCAAGAAAAAAUGUGUGAAUCCUUUUAAAUGAAGGGGUACUCGA